Acytostelium subglobosum LB1 is the source of this 3051-nucleotide messenger RNA. RefSeq lists its product as hypothetical. Gene Ontology annotation, biological process: dephosphorylation. The record is from RefSeq and is a predicted model, not a curated record. The transcript is spliced from 3 exons. NCBI's taxonomy places the organism in Eukaryota, Evosea, Eumycetozoa, Acytosteliales, Acytosteliaceae. Bases 1 to 3051 code for a protein of 1016 amino acids. Gene Ontology annotation, molecular function: phosphatase activity.
AUGGAGGAUACCUUUUUCAAGAAGAUCACUGGCGAAUAUGUCGAACGAAAGGCCUACACGAUGAAGGUGUCAGAGAGAGGUGAGGCACCAAUAACAGGAGCAUUCUUCUUGACAAACUUUAGAAUUGCAUUUGGACCGAGCGAUAAGAGCAAGAGGAAGAAGGAGUUUAUCGAUAUGCCUAUAUCGUCCAUUGCAAAGUUUGAACGAUCCUCUCCCAACAAGAAGGACAGACUCAUAGAGAUACACUCCAAGGAGAUCAGAUCGUACAAAUUCCUCUUUAGUUCUGACGAGUUGGUCGAGGAGCUGGAGCGCAAGUUCCUCCGGUUACAUCCCCUCGUCAACGAGAAGGUCUUUGCCUUCUACAACUUUGAGAAGUACCCCAACACCAAAGGUGCAAGGAUAUAUGAUGCUGUACAAGAAUUCCAAAGACAAGGUAUAUCUAGCACACCAACAAAGAAUUGUCAAUGGUUUGUAACGAAUGCCAACUCGGAUUAUGGACUGUGCGAGACGUAUCCUAGGAUACUGGCAGUGCCCAGCGGUAGCCAGGAGCUGCUGAGCAAGGUGGCUUGCUACAGGACAAACAAGAGACUGCCUGUGUUGUGUUGGCGACAUCCAAAGAAGAGCACGAUCAUUGCACGUUCAUCACAGCCCAAGGUCGGCGUGUCAAAGAACAACUGUCCAGAGGACGAGAAGUUGAUCAGUUUGAUCGUCUCGGCAUCGGGCGACUCAUGGGUGACGGUGGUGGACGCGCGGCCCAUGGUCAAUGCGCUGGCCAACCGAGCCAAGGGCGCAGGCUAUGAGAACGUCGAUCGUUACGAGAACACAGUGCUCGAGUUUGCAGGCAUUGGCAACAUUCACGCGAUGAGAGACAGCUUCAAGAAGCUGCGCGAUAGCAUCCUUGGCGACUCAGUGUCUGACAACAUGCGCUACCUGUCCAAUCUGGAGAACUCGCAUUGGCUCGAGCAUCUGAGCCUUCUCAUCGAGACGUCGGUGCGCAUCGCCGAGAAGGUCGACUCGGGCACCAGCUCCGUGCUGAUACACUGCAGCGACGGAUGGGACAGGACUAGCCAACUCAGCGCGCUCAGCAUGCUGCUGUUGGACGGCUACUACCGCACGUUAGAGGGCUUCAUUGUGCUCAUCGAGAAGGAGUGGCUGUCGUUUGGACACAUGUUCUGGAGGAGGACACAUGGCAAGGGUGCCGACGAUCGCUCGCCAAUCUUUCUGCAGUUCAUCGACUGUGUGUGGCAGAUCUGCAAUCAGUAUCCCAAGAGCUUCGAGUUCAACGAGAGGCUACUGGUCGACAUCUUGGACGCAUUGUACAGCAGCCAGUUUGGCACUUUCCUCUACGACUCGGAGAAGGAGCGUCUGAGGGCCACGCAACUCCCCUCGCUCUGGUCACACGUGGAGGUCAAUCGAGCGAACUACAUCAACAUACUCUAUCAGAACGAUGACAGGUCAUUGGAGCCAGUCUCUGAGCUCAGACAUAUGCGUCUGUUUGAACCAUACUACUGUCGACUGUUCAGUCACACAACGCUCGAGCGAAGUGAAGCAUCCACCGAGCUGGCGCUGAGGAAGGAGACAACGAUCAAGUCGAUCAGUGACGAGCUGGCUCAGCUCAAGGCAGAGAAGGAGAUUGCCGAUCAACGCAAUGCAGACCUGUUGGUCGACUCUGUCAAGCUACACACUACGAUCGAGGACUUGAAGCGACAGAUACUAAUCAAGACGCAGAUAUGCGAGUCGAGGGAGAAGGAGAUGCUCAAUCUUCGCAAGGAGAAGGAUAGUCUGUUGGAGGUCAUCGAGGCCAAUCAUCUAUCAGUCACUGGCGGUGCAAUUGACCUGACGUCCAAUGGAGUUACAAAGACGACGACAACGACUACCACUGGCGACAGUAGCAGUAGCAGUAGCAACAGUAGCAGCAAUCAGCAGACAUCAAUCAUGGACUACAGCAUCAAGUCGCUGCAGAACCGUAUCACGACGUUAGAGUUCAACCAAUCACUACUACAGAGCGAGAAUGUAAUACUAAAGAGUGACCAUCAGUCUGCCAAUGGUCAGUUGGAGGACAUCAGACAGCAGCUCAAGCUCAAGGAGAGUAAGCUGGAGGAGCUGAGCAACGAGAACGAGAAGCAACAAGCCAAGCUGGAGGAGUGUGAGAGGACCAUCCAGGCCAACAUAUUGCAAAACUGCGAGCACGAAGCAAUCAUGAUGACGAUCAUAUCAGAGCGUGAUCAGUUCUGGCUACAACUGCAAGAGACAAAGAGUGGCAGCAGCAACAAUGUCAUCAGUGGCGGCAACAACUACACCAAUGGACAUUCCAAUGGCAAUGGCAACUCAGAGAAUGGCAAUGGCACUGACGUGUCAAUGAGCGAUUCAACAUCAUCUAUCAACAACAACAACAAUGGUCAACAUGAUUCAAUCAACAACAAGUCCACAAACUUGUUUGAUUUCUUUGUUAGUAGAUCACACGAAGAGAAGGAUAAGGACAAGAUCAAGUCACCAUCAUCAACAGCCAAGAAGGCAACUGUAAAUAGCAACAACAACAACAACACGGACAACGACAACAACAACACAGAGAGCAAACCAAUAUUCAGUAGACUGAGAGGAUUCUCUUUGACCGACACUCUCAACAGGAAGCCAAAGAAUCAAUCUUACUCGACGGCCAUCAGGAGCCUGGAGAUCAUCGACGACUACACCUCGGAAAAACGCACCGCACCAGACGAGUCGUCAUCCUCCCCGCCCCUAGGGCUCGUCUUCCAGCUCGGUAGCAAGAAGCUCACGGAACGACGUGAGCAGAUGAUGCUGGCGUCCGACCAGAGGGAGGUGUGCACUGGCUGCAACUUGGACAUACCUAGGAAUCGACCAUACUACAAGCGAAAGGACAAGGUGCACUGCGAGCAAUGCGAGAAGGACUUCACGGCGAUCAAGCACAGGAAUCAGCGAUGUACCACCUGUGACAAACCAUUCGAGAGCAAUCCAAAGAGGAUAGGCGACCAGCUCUAUUGCAAGCCUUGCGUCAAGAAGAUCAUCACGUCCAUUGACGACCUUGGAUUCUAA